AUGGACUUUGAAAACACAUUAGCGCAACAUGCACUUGGUGUUGAGUGGAAUGUGCAGACCGACAGAUUCCAGAUCGGUGCUUUUAGGAAAAGUAAGCCAGUCACCAGACGUGGAAUCCUCUCAGUGUUGACAGGGGUGACAAUCGAUCGUUGUUACAGACCGUCAAACUUUGAGAACGUGGAGUCGGUACAGAUUCACCACUUUGCAGAUGCAUCAGAGAAAGGCUAUGGUGCAGUGUCAUACUUCAGGUUUGUGGAUGCUGCAGGGACGAAGCAUUGUUCAUUCAUUAUGGGCAAGUCCAGGUUAGCACCGGUGAAAGCAGUUACAAUACCGAGGCUAGAGUUGAUGGCAGCAGCAUUGGCUGCAAGUCUGGAUCAGAAGACCAAAGAAGAGAGUAAAAUUCCUGUGCAUAACACAUUAUUCUGGACGGACUCAAUGGUUGUAUUGAGAUACAUACAGAACGAAUCCAAGAGAUUCAAGGCAUUUGUAGCCAACCGUGUGAGUGUUAUUCAGAAGAGUUCGUCGCCAAGUCCAUGA
This is a messenger RNA of Priapulus caudatus, 537 nucleotides long. RefSeq lists its product as uncharacterized. The record is from RefSeq and is a predicted model, not a curated record. NCBI's taxonomy places the organism in Eukaryota, Metazoa, Priapulida, Priapulimorpha, Priapulimorphida, Priapulidae. The transcript has 2 exons. Bases 1 to 537 code for a protein of 178 amino acids.